AUGACCCUCUCCGGCGGUGGCAGCGCCAGCGACAUGUCCGGCCAGACGGUGCUGACGGCCGAGGAUGUGGAUAUCGAUGUGGUGGGCGAAGGAGACGAAGGGCUGGAGGAGAAAGACAGCGACGGCUGCGGCUGCGAGAGCCCGGCGGGGCCCCCCGAACUGCGCCUGGACGAGGCGGACGAGCAGCCGCCCCUGGCGCAGCAGCCCCAGCAGCCCCAGCAGCAGCAGCCCCUGUGCCUCCCCAAGGAGGCGGCCCCGGCGGCGGGGGGGGACCCCAGCGGCGGCAGUCCGGCCGAGGCGGACGGCAAAGGCGGAGGGGGAGGAGGCGGAGGCGGCGGCGGGGAGGAGAGCGCCGGCGGGGGCGGCUGCAGCAGCGGCGGCGGCGGCGGAGGCGGCGGGGCGGCCGCGGGCCUGGCCCCCAGCAAGCCCAAGAACAGCCUGGUGAAACCUCCCUACUCGUACAUCGCGCUCAUCACCAUGGCCAUCCUGCAAAGCCCACAGAAGAAACUGACCCUGAGCGGCAUCUGCGAGUUCAUCAGCAACCGCUUCCCCUACUACCGGGAGAAGUUCCCCGCGUGGCAGAACAGCAUCCGCCACAAUCUCUCGCUCAACGACUGCUUCGUCAAGAUCCCCCGGGAGCCCGGCAACCCCGGCAAGGGCAACUACUGGACGCUGGACCCGCAGUCCGAGGACAUGUUCGACAACGGCAGCUUCCUGCGGCGGAGGAAGCGCUUCAAGCGGCACCAGCAGGAGCACCUGCGCGAGCAGACGGCGCUCAUGAUGCAGAGCUUCGGUGCCUACAGCCUGGCCGCGGCCGCCGGCCCCUACGGCCGCCCCUACGGGCUGCCCCCGGCCAGCGCCUACCCGCACCCGGCGGCCGCGGCAGCGGCGGCCGCGGCGGCGGCGCUGCAGUACCCCUAUAUCCCGCCCGUGGGGCCCAUGCUGCCGCCCGCCGUGCCGCUGCUGCCCUCGGGGGAGCUGGGCCGCAAGACGGCCGCCUUCGGCAGCUCGCCGCUCAGCCCUGGCCUGCAGCUGCAGCUCAACAGCCUGGGCGCCGCGGCCGCCGCCGCCGCAGCCACCUCGUCUCUCAUCAAGGCCGAGCCCAGCAGCCGGCCCUCCUUCAGCAUCGAGAACAUCAUCGGCGUGUCCGCCGCGGCCGGGGGCUCGGCCGGGGGCGGCAGCCCGGGCGGGGGCGGCCCUGGCGGGGGCGCGGGCACCGGGGCGGGCGGAGGCGGCCCAGGCGGCCCGGGCGCCGGGGCGGGCGGAGGCGUAGCGGCGGCGGCGGCUCAGACUUUCCUGCGGCCGCCGGUGUCGGUGCAGUCGGCGGCUCUCAUGGCCACGCACCAGCCGCUCUCCCUGAGCCGGACCACGGCAGCCAUCGCGCCCAUCCUGAGCGUGCCUCUCUCCGGACAGUUCCUGCAGCCCGCAGCCUCGGCGGCGGCCGCGGGACAGGCCAAGUGGCCGGCUCAAUAG
Molecule: messenger RNA, 1473 nt
Organism: Trichosurus vulpecula (common brushtail)
Lineage: Eukaryota; Metazoa; Chordata; Mammalia; Diprotodontia; Phalangeridae
Gene: FOXD3
Product: forkhead box D3
Exons: 1
Coding region: 1-1473 (490 amino acids)
Biological process (GO): anatomical structure morphogenesis; cell differentiation; regulation of transcription by RNA polymerase II
Molecular function (GO): DNA-binding transcription factor activity, RNA polymerase II-specific; RNA polymerase II cis-regulatory region sequence-specific DNA binding
Source: RefSeq, a predicted model, not a curated record